AUGUCUCCCGUCGCUCUACCCACCCAACACGCUGCCGUCCUUCACGGCGCAAAAGACCUCCGCUAUGAGCAGAGGACUUUACAUGCGCCACGACCAGACCAAUGCCAGGUUGCUGUACAGGCUACCGGCCUUUGUGGCAGUGACUUACACUACUAUAUGCACGGACGUAACGGAGACUUUGCUGUUCAAGCGCCUCUAGUUCUCGGGCACGAAGCCGCCGGUAUUAUCUCCGCUGUCGGUUCAGGCGUCACAGAUUUCGCAGUUGGCCAGCGUGUUGCCAUCGAAGCCGGCAUCAUGUGCAGGAAGUGCAAUUACUGCAAGCAGGGCCGCUAUAACCUCUGCAAGGAGAUGCGCUUCGCCAGCAGUGCCAAAACCUUCCCGCAUCUCGACGGAACACUCCAGGAACGUAUGAACCACCCCGCGCACGUUCUCCACCCAUUGCCUGAUUCGUGCACUUUCGAACAGGCAGCCCUAGCCGAGCCGCUCUCCGUUCUCAUCCACGCUGCACGGCGAGCUCAGUUACAAAAGGGACAGGAUGUCCUUGUCUACGGCGCCGGCGCCAUCGGAUUGCUCGCAUGUGCUCUUGCCAACGCCCGCGGCGCACGACGCGUCGUCGUCGUCGACAUCAACCAAGCCCGACUGGCCUUUGCGAAGGAUAACGGCUUUGCGCAGCAGACGUUCUGCUUGCCGGCAGCGGCAAGGCCGAAGACGCCCGAAGAGCAGCUUGUCCGUGCGAAGGAGUCGGGCGAGCGGAUUUUGGAGGCCUUCCAGCAGAAUGAUGGCUUCGACUGCAUUUUCGAAUGUACCGGCGCGGAACCCUGCAUCCAGAUGGCCAUUCACACGGCUAUCACGGGCGGCAAACUUAUGCUCGUCGGUAUGGGCACGAGGAGUACGACUCUGCCUCUGUCCGCCGCGGCGCUUCGUGAGGUGGACAUUCAGGGCUCCUUCCGGUACGCCAACACGUAUCCCGAGGCGCUGGAGCUCCUAGGGUCGGGUCAACUCACCAACCUCGACAAACUUGUGACACAUCGUUUCUCCCUCGCCGACACUGCGAAGGCAUUCGACCUGCUGUCCAAGGGCGCAGAUGAGAGUGGCAGGAUGGCUCUCAAGGUGGUCAUCGGGCCAUCGCCAUAG
Messenger RNA from Peniophora sp. CBMAI 1063, 1134 nucleotides. The record is from the annotation of a GenBank genome assembly. NCBI's taxonomy places the organism in Eukaryota, Fungi, Basidiomycota, Agaricomycetes, Russulales, Peniophoraceae.